Hippoglossus stenolepis (Pacific halibut) is the source of this 2576-nucleotide messenger RNA. Its product is annotated as mitochondrial glutamate carrier 1. Bases 198 to 1202 code for a protein of 334 amino acids. Gene Ontology annotation, molecular function: L-aspartate transmembrane transporter activity; L-glutamate transmembrane transporter activity. Lineage: Eukaryota; Metazoa; Chordata; Actinopteri; Pleuronectiformes; Pleuronectidae. The transcript is spliced from 10 exons. The record is from RefSeq and is a predicted model, not a curated record. Gene Ontology annotation, biological process: malate-aspartate shuttle; aspartate transmembrane transport; L-glutamate transmembrane transport.
CCCCUAUGCUGCACUCAAGUAUUCAUUCUUUUAGUCCUGCAGCUGCACAGAGGGAGAGUCUGCAGCUAAAACUGAGCCACAAUAACUUUAAACCUCUGACUUCAUCUCAAGUGUCUCUCAGUGACUCUCAGCCUGCUCUCCCUCCGCGGCCUCCACCUUUGUGCUGACCAACUUGUGCACUCAGACAACCAAGAACCAUGGCCCAGCAACAGCGGAUCAGCCUCCCAGCCAAACUGAUCAAUGGAGGGAUUGCAGGGAUGGUAGGAGUCACCUGUGUGUUUCCAAUUGACCUGGCCAAGACCCGCCUGCAGAACCAACGCAGCGGGCAGCAACUUUACAAGAACAUGAUGGAUUGCCUAAUAAAGACAGUAAAAUCUGAAGGCUACUUUGGCAUGUACAGAGGUGCUGCUGUAAAUCUCACCCUGGUGACCCCAGAAAAGGCCAUCAAGCUAGCUGCUAAUGACUUCUUCCGCCAACAGUUGAGCAAAGAUAGUGGCAAGUUGACGGUGCUCAAAGAGAUGCUGGCAGGAUGCUGUGCAGGAAUGUGCCAGGUCACUAUCACCACACCCAUGGAGAUGCUCAAGAUCCAGCUGCAGGAUGCUGGCAGGCUAGCUGCCCAGCAGAGGGUGGUGCCCAGUGUCGUCACAACUCUGAAGAUGGGGGGAACCAGUGCGGUCAUUAGCCGUUCUUACAACACCAGGCCUGCACCUCAAGUCAUGCGCGUGUCCGCCACACAGAUCACCAGAGAGCUGCUGAGGACCAAAGGUGUCACAGGGCUGUACAAGGGGUUAGGGGCCACGCUGAUGAGGGACAUCCCCUUCUCCGUUGUGUACUUCCCUCUUUUCGCACAUCUGCACCAGCUCGGCCAGCAUUCACAAGAAGACCCGUCCGUGCCCUUCUAUUGGUCCUUCAUGUCAGGCUGUUCGGCUGGAUGCGUUGCGGCAGUGGUCGUCAGCCCUUGUGACGUGGUUAAGACAAGGCUACAAUCCAUCAAAAAAGGAGCUAAUGAGGAAACCUACAACGGAGUGGUGGACUGUGUCAGAAAGAUCCUGACAAAGGAGGGUCCCGGAGCAUUCCUGAAGGGGGCCACCUGCCGGGCUCUGGUUAUCGCUCCGCUCUUCGGCAUUGCCCAGGUUGUGUACUUUGUUGGAGUGGGAGAGUUCCUGCUGGGGUACACCCCCUACACAAUCUGCUCUGCAUAAACAACAAGCUGUUUCUUGGUCUUUCUGCCGCCUCAUUAAAUAACAGGCAGCUAUGGACCCAGCUCUCGAUUACUGUGUACCUCUUUAUUGUUGGAGGUUUUCAGAGUCAAAACAAAACGCUAAAGGGGCCAGAGAGACGCCCUUUUAUCUCAAAAUGGCUUCAGAUUAUGCCUUUAGCACGGCUAUCUGUUAUUGAGGAAACAGAGUUGGAAACGUACCAGUCUAUAUGGGUUCAGUGGAGCCUAAGUCUUCUCUCACUGAGGGACUCGAUGGUCCAACGUUGAUCACCAGUUCACCCAUAUCAGACUUGACUUGGCUGCGUUGGCACCAAACCCCUUACCCCCAUUUUCCUUAUAUUUGCGCCCCUUCUCCCAAAUAAAACCUGUAUCACUUUAAACCUUCACAGUAACCCUAACCUGCAUCUCCCUGCCUCAUCUUGGUUCUCCCUCUGUGACGGCUGUUGAAAUAACAUCAGCAGAAUAUUGAAACUUAGUUUGAAUGGAGUCCUGUUUUAAAGGGUUACGAGUGAAACAGGCCAUGGAGGCUGAUUCUGGUCUGUGUAUAUAGUGUAUUUGGUAGCAGAUAUAGAUAUCAUGUAGAUAUCAUAUAUAAAUAACUUAUUUAACAAAUUGAUUGCCCCAUGCUGUCGUCAUAACAACCUGGCUGGGAAAAGACCCGAUGGCUUAUAAACGAAACACUUGUUCUCCAAUCAGGGAUUUUCUCUGCCUCCAAAUAAUUGACCCACUUUCAUUGGGCUCUGUGAAUAUUUCUGUGGCAGCCAACACAUCUCUGAUUACAUAACGUGUAAGUUUGAAACUCUGCAGCCAAAUGGCUCAGCGAGGCCUUCUGCAGUGGACUAAUAGGAGAGCAGCUUUUGUUUUGUGGUGAAGGCGAUGUUGUUUGAUUGGUGGUGAACCAGGGCGAUGAUGGACAAGACUUUAUCGACGGGAACUGCAGUGCUUUCGGGACCAAGUCGUCUGGAAACAAAGCGCCACAUGACCUACACUUAGUCACUUUCUCUUAAAUUGACUGCGGUUGUCUGACACCGGUCGGGUUUUUCUUGUCAGUUAGAGACUGAGGUGCUCACAUGGACGCACAACGUCAGGCUCUUAGAAGCAGGGCGCUGUGAAACGUUGGGCUGGGCUCUUUCUCGGGUCAAAGUAUUGUUUUACAAUUUUACAGAUAUAAAAUAUCAGAUGUAAAUAAACCUUCUCAAACUGUGUAAGUUGAAUUCAAAUGAAAAGUUUCACCAUUUAAACAUGUUGUUGAAACGUGUUUCAACUACUUUAGAAGGUGAUUAUUUAUUUUCCAUUUCAUUUCAGACUUAUACAUGUAAAUACAGAUUUCUAAAGACUGAAUAAAUAUGUAAAAAUA